GCCAGAAGUUCAAUUUUUUUAAAAAGCAAAAUAAAAAUCUGAAAGAUCGUGGUAUCUGCUAAUUUUUGAUUUUUCAUCGGUAAUAAUCAGGUCAAUGUUUGAAGAGAAGAACUAGGAGACACAGAUAAAAUUCCAAACAAGGUGUUUAUCUCUAAACCAAGGAAUAUUUGAAAUUUAUUCGUAGAAAAUUCUGUCCAACCAUUUAAGAAGCAUGUUCAUUUCCUUAAUCCUAUCUAUUCAAACAUCAGCAAAUAUCAGGUCAUGGUUACUUUGCUAAAAACAGAUUUGCCUUACAACAAAACUUUGCCCAAGUUAAUGCUGAAUCAAAUAAUUGAAAAUACAUCCUUUUUUGAAAUGACGCCCUUAGAUAAAAGUCAAUACGAGAUAAAGGUCCUUCCUAUGCAAGGUAACAUCACCUUAUAUCAAUCGGUUUCCAACUCAUAUAUCAUGAAUACAGGAACUUGUUUAAGCUGGACACCUAGAGCCAUGUGCGGAAAUGGUUCUUGUUCUUAUUGUUCCGAGCAACCUAACGCUACAUGUGAUACACAAACAAUUUGUGAAGAUUGUAACAAAGCCAAGUUUACCCUUAAUGGAACAGCCGUGGAUUGCAAAAACGAGGGUCUCAAAGUGAAAAAAGUAAAUUUCAAGAUGACUGAAAACAAAACCAAUGUGCAAUUAGACAUCGAUGACAGCCAUAAGGAUGUCAAGAAUUACCAAAUAGUUCAAACUAAUCAUCCAUCUGGAAACGUUUCUUCUCAUUCAUUAACGAUUGAUGAUUUUGAUUUCCACAUCGAAAAUAACACCAUGCAUUGUUUUACCAUUACACCCAGAGUUUUUUAUGCAAUAUUGGUGAAAGAAGCUACCUAUGAAUUCUGUUACGUCAAUAUUAAAGAUCAAGAAUAUCUAAGAUGGAUUAGCCUAAAUAGGGAAUAUGUAGGCAUGGUUAUUAAAAAUGGAACUAAUGAAUUUAUUUGCGCCCAUUGUAACAAAGAUGACAACAUUUUGAAUGACUUUCAAUGUUUUCGGUGCAAGAUUGUCAUCACCAACCGUGAUGAUUUAGAUAUUGUCAAAUUAUUGAAACAAUGAAAAAAAUACAAUACAUCAAUUUUUUUUUUACUAUAUUAAAU
Molecule: messenger RNA, 1127 nt
Organism: Gordionus sp. m RMFG-2023
Lineage: Eukaryota; Metazoa; Nematomorpha; Gordioida; Chordodea; Parachordodidae
Exons: 7
Coding region: 262-1086 (274 amino acids)
Source: RefSeq, a predicted model, not a curated record